Messenger RNA from Linderina pennispora, 1023 nucleotides. RefSeq lists its product as uncharacterized. NCBI's taxonomy places the organism in Eukaryota, Fungi, Kickxellomycota, Kickxellomycetes, Kickxellales, Kickxellaceae. The transcript has 2 exons. The coding region runs from base 86 to 973 and encodes 295 amino acids. The record is from RefSeq and is a predicted model, not a curated record.
UUUACUCCAUCUCACCCACACCAUUUGCAUAUACAUACCCACCUUUUUUUUUUUUUGGCUGGUCCAACCUGUAUCUACUUGCACUAUGAAGGCAUCAUCCAUCUUCACAACAGCGUCCACGCUUAUCGCUGGCCUUGCUUCGAUGGUUAGCGGCCACACAUACCUAAGCCAUAUCUAUCCUAAUGGAAAGCGGUAUGCCGAGGGCGCCUACUCGAAGUCCAUGACAUGCGGUAUUUCGGGCUACAACAACUCGACUAACGAAAUUUGCCCUGUCAAGGCAGGUUCUACCAUGACCAUUGAGUGGCAUCGCUAUAACGAUACGAUGGAGGACUAUGUGCUUACACAUAACCACAUGGGUCCAUGCCUUGUGUACAUGGCACCAAAGGAUAGCCGUGGCCACGGCGAUGUGUGGUUCAAGAUCUUCGAGGAUGGCUACGACCCCAAAACCAAAAAGUGGUGUGCCCAGAAGGUCAUUGACAACCACGGCAAGAUCGAUAUCAAGCUGCCUGCUGACAUCAAGGCUGGCGACUAUCUGCUGCGCACUGAGAUUAUCGCGCUCCACAAUGCGGCCGACAUCAACGGUGCACAGUACUAUCCAAACUGUGCUCAGCUCCGGGUCACUGACGGUGGGUCUUCCACCCCAAAGGGCUACGCCAUUCCUGGAGUCUACAAGAAAACCGACCCAGGAAUCCACUUUGACCUGAAGACCCCCUUUACGUCGUAUCCCAUUCCUGGUCCGCCGCUGUACCAGGGGAGCAGCCAGACUAUGCCUGCGGGGUCUUCCGAUAGUGGACCGGCAAAGGCUGGCCCCUCGUGCACCAAGGGUGCCAGCAAACAGACCCCCUUGGCUCAUACUGCGAUGGGCAGAUACUCUACUGCUCCAGCUAAGCCCUCAGCCACCAGCGAUAGCCCGCAGACAGUAACAGUGACGGCACAGAGGACAGUCACACAGUUCAUCACUGUAAAGCCGUAAUACAUCACUAUGUAGCUCUCUAUGACCGAUUCAAGCUAUAAACUUGUGAC